AUCCUCUUAUUUUUGUUUGGUCAAAUUUGUCACAUCGUAAAUUAGAAAAUGUGCAUGAUUUGACGAUCGGCUUGAAGCGAGGCGAGGAGGAAGAGAAGAAGAAGUAGCAAAGUGUUGCCCUUGAAUGAGUUUCCGAUCCACGAUUCCGUCGGUGAGCUCAGAAUCCGAAGAAGGAAAACGCGGAAUCGAAUCUGAUCUCAUCUCAUGUCGUUCUCCUUCUUCAAGCCAUCGAGGCCUAAAACGCCUCAAGAGGUCGUUAAGGCGAUCAGAGACAGUCUCACGGCUCUCGACACCAAAACCGUUGUUGAAGUUAAAGCCCUCGAGAAGGCUCUGGAAGAAGUUGAGAAGAAUUUUUCUUCUCUGAGAGGAAUGCUUUCUGGAGAUGGUGAGGCUGAACCAAAUGCUGAUCAAGCUGUACAGUUAGCAUUAGAGUUUUGCAAAGAAGAUGUUAUCUCUCUUGUUAUUCAUAAGCUACACAUUUUGGGAUGGGAAGCAAGAAAAGAUUUACUGCAUUGCUGGUCUAUCUUGUUGAAGCAAAAAGUCGGCGAGACUUAUUGCUGUGUGCAAUACUUUGAAGACCAUUUCGAGUUGCUCGACUCUUUGGUUGUAUGCUAUGACAACAAGGAAAUUGCUUUGCAUUGUGGAAGUAUGCUUAGGGAAUGCAUUAAAUUCCCAAGUCUUGCUAAGUAUAUUCUAGAGUCUGCCUGCUUUGAGUUAUUCUUCAAGUUUGUGGAGUUGCCAAAUUUUGAUGUUGCUUCUGAUGCGUUUUCAACUUUCAAGGAUCUUCUCACAAAACAUGACUCUGUCGUCUCCGAGUUUCUCACCUCUCAUUACAGCGAGUUCUUUGAUAUUUAUGAAAGACUUUUGACAUCAUCAAAUUAUGUGACGAGAAGGCAGUCGCUGAAGCUUCUCUCGGAUUUCCUAUUGGAGCCUCCAAAUUCCCACAUAAUGAAAAAAUUCAUCCUAGAAGUUCGUUACAUGAAAGUGAUAAUGACACUUUUAAAGGACUCGAGCAAGAAUAUUCAGAUAUCGGCCUUCCAUAUAUUCAAGAUCUUUGUGGCGAAUCCUAAUAAGCCGCAAGAAGUGAAGAUCAUUUUGGCAAGAAACCACGAGAAAUUACUGGAACUUCUUCUCAACUUGUCCCCUGGUAAAGGUUCCGAAGAUGAUCAGUUCGAAGAGGAAAAAGAGCUGAUCAUCGAGGAGAUCCGAAAAAUGUCUCGCCUGCAAAACCUCGAACUUUGAACAUUCCUUGGCCUCUCUCAUCUCUCUCUCUGUUCCACGCGUUGAUUCCGAGUCCUGCAGAAGAAGUUUCUACUGAACUCUGUGUCGAAAUUUCAUAACCAUUUGUCUUAAACAUAAAACUGCUGGUUUUUUUAAUGAAAGUUCGUAAUAUAUAACCUUUGAUUCUGUGUGACAGACAAAAGACAUAAUCGCCGAGUUGCUUGGAUCCAUGAGUUGUCUCUUAUUAAAAGACAAACACUUUGUUGCCUUUUGUAUGAAGAUUGUGCUUUUGUAUGUAAUGACAGACUCCUCUCUACUUACAGUUCAUAGUGAAACCCUUUUU
Messenger RNA from Eutrema salsugineum, 1564 nucleotides. RefSeq names its product calcium-binding protein 39. NCBI's taxonomy places the organism in Eukaryota, Viridiplantae, Streptophyta, Magnoliopsida, Brassicales, Brassicaceae. The record is from RefSeq and is a predicted model, not a curated record. The coding region runs from base 205 to 1242 and encodes 345 amino acids. Gene Ontology annotation, molecular function: protein serine/threonine kinase activator activity. The transcript has 11 exons. Gene Ontology annotation, biological process: intracellular signal transduction.